CGUCUACAUGCGGAGCGGCGCAAUCGCCCGUCCUCUGGCCAUCCUCAGCGCAGUUGCUACCGCCUACGUUGCCUAUCACCAGGACCCCAGCUCCACGCCCUUCAAGCUCAACAUGGCUGCCACCAUUCUGCUCCCCAGCAUCGUGCCAUUCACGCUCGUCUUCAUUGCACCCACGAACAACAAGCUCCUCGCCAAAAAGGACCAGCUUGCGUCGGCGUCGUUAGAUGAUAAGGCUAUCGAGGCGGGCGUUGCGCAGGGCGAGACGGUGAAUGCGCUCCUUGACCGAUGGGCUAUGCUGAACUUGGCGCGCGCGGCGCUCGUAGGUGCUGGGGCAUUGUGUGCUGUGCUCGCUGCGCUGAAUAAGAGGGAGGUGGUUGGGUUCAACACAGUUAGGCUUGCGUCUGGGGCAAACAGGAUGGGCUAAGAAUGCAGCGAGCGUCCCUCACAGCCUCAGCCGGGUGGAUGGUGCGUCGUCUGGGCAUGCGACUUCCUGCUGAUAGAUUGAAGCCUAGCUAGGUUGAAGAUGCGUCGAUACACAACCAAGAGGAGCUCGGAAAGAUAUGCAUUGCUGUCUGGGCCAUCGAAGCGGGUGCUGAUUAUCCGUCUUCGGAUCGGUACACAGGUGCGGCCCGUUGACUGACAGG
Cucurbitaria berberidis CBS 394.84 is the source of this 644-nucleotide messenger RNA. RefSeq lists its product as uncharacterized. The coding region runs from base 8 to 424 and encodes 138 amino acids. The record is from RefSeq and is a predicted model, not a curated record. Lineage: Eukaryota; Fungi; Ascomycota; Dothideomycetes; Pleosporales; Cucurbitariaceae. The transcript has 2 exons.